Molecule: messenger RNA, 1617 nt
Organism: Bipolaris zeicola 26-R-13
Lineage: Eukaryota; Fungi; Ascomycota; Dothideomycetes; Pleosporales; Pleosporaceae
Exons: 1
Coding region: 1-1617 (538 amino acids)
Biological process (GO): amino acid transmembrane transport
Cellular component (GO): membrane
Molecular function (GO): amino acid transmembrane transporter activity
Source: RefSeq, a predicted model, not a curated record
AUGGCCCUCUUCGACUCCAAAGCCGCAGCGGGCCCCGCCUCACCAGCAGCAAGCUACAACAACGACGAUGGUGAUUUCCAGCGAAUGGAUCCAAGCGGCGUCAAGCGCGGACUCAAGACGCGCCAUUUGAGCAUGAUGGCUCUGGCUGGAAUCAUCGGUCCGGGUAUCUUGGUUGGAACGGGAGGUGCACUCGCUCAGGGUGGUCCAGCGUCGCUUCUCAUCGGAUUCGGCAUCAUUGGUAUUAUCGCGUUCAGCAUUACGCAGUCGCUGGGUGAGAUGACGACGCUGUAUCCGACGGGCGGGGCGUUUGUCACGCUUUCUGAGCGCUUUGUCGAUAAGGCUUUUGGGGUUGCGGUCGGAUGGCAGUACUGGCUGGUGUGGGCGUGCGUGCUGGCGAACGAGUACAACGUCAUUUCGUCGAUUAUGGUGUUCUGGGGCCCGCAGGUGCCGCUAUGGGGCUACUUUCUCAUCUUCUGGUUUGCGUUUUUGGGCUUCCAGAUGCUGGGUGUCGAGUCGUUUGGAGAAGCAGAGUUUUGGCUUGCGCUGGUCAAACUUGUUGGGCUGUGCACUUACUUCCUUUUCGCCAUCAUUUACGCAUCGGGAGGACUAAUUGGGCAGAAAGAGGCGAUUGGAUUCCGAUACUGGCACGACCCUGGUCCUUGGGUGAAUGGAUUUCGCGGAGUAGCAACGGUCUUUGUUUUUGCUUCGACGUUUUACGCGGGUGUGGAAGCUGUUGCGGUUGCAGCAACUGAAACCAGAAAUCCAUCUGUGGCUGUUCCCCUCGCGAUUCGACAGGUCAUCUGGCGUAUUCUUUUUGUCUACAUGGGAGUGGCAUUCUUCUUUGGUCUCACUUGCCCUUCGAAUGCAGAUGGACUCGCGAAUGGAAGCAGUCGUGCAUUGAAGAGUCCCAUGACUAUUGCACUGCAAAACGCUGGCUGGGAAGGAGGAGUACAUCUUAUCAACGCCUUCAUCUUCGUUACCGUUCUGAGCGCGGCGAACAGCUCGAUUUAUAUCGGAUCUCGGACCAUACUUUUCAUGGCACAACAGAAAAUGGCGCCGAAAUUCCUUGGAAAGACAAACAGUCGCGGCGUACCAAUCUACGCCAUCGUUUUCACAAACCUGAUCGGAGCCAUAUCCAUGAUGAACGUUAGUACGGGCGGUGGAAAGGCAUACUCAUAUAUUGUCAACCUGAGCGGCGUUUCCACCUUUCUCGUAUGGGGCGCCAUUUCCUUUACGCACAUUCGCUUCCGAAAAGCCUGGAAAGCUCAAGGCCGGACUCCAGACGAUCUACCCUUCAAGUCCUUUCUUUAUCCCUGGAAUGCCUAUUUUGGACUUUUCGCCAACAUCUUCCUUACUCUUGUUCAGGGCUGGACCACCUUAAGCCCGUUCAAUGCUGGAAACUUUGUCGACGCUUACAUUAUGAUACCAGUAUUUGUAAUCAUCUACGUCGGCUAUAAGAUCUGGUUCAAGACACGGUUCUGGAGGAGUGAAGAGAUUGAUUUGGACUCGGGCAGGAGAAAGGAUCUUGAUGCGAGAGAUGUGUAUGUACAUGGCGAGCCGCACAGCGAGCAAGGGGGUAAAGCGGGAUAUCUACGAAAUCUUUGGCGCAAGCUAUGA